UCGUCAAAAAUUUUAUUGAGGAAUAUCUUUGUUAACAAAACCCAAGGGGUUGCAGUAAAAUAAUUCAGUCUGUGAUAUUUUUGUGUUCUUAACGUACGUGUAGGUGAAUAAAAUGUGGGAAAAAGUGAUUUUAAGUGUGCUGUUCGUGACGAUCUUGGGACUUCAGUUUGCCAACUCGUUGACCUGCUUAAGCUGUGAUACACUCGAUUCCUGUCUGCAGCCCAGUCAACAAGUCUGCAACGAUGCCACAGCAAAUGCCUCAAGUCUCUGGUUAGCGACAAUGCAUGCAGAUGUGCCCUUUAUUGCUCAUAGCGACAAGUUCAAGUGCAUGAACCUCACCUACGCUUUCAACCCGUCCAAUAUUAGAACCCAUGAGUUUCUGGGCUGCUUUCAUCAGCUUAACAUCAGUCAUAGCAACACUUGGUACCAAAAUUGUCAUGUCUGCGAUUGGGAAUCUGUGCAAUCGAAAUCCUGCUGA
Drosophila albomicans is the source of this 478-nucleotide messenger RNA. RefSeq lists its product as uncharacterized. Bases 113 to 478 code for a protein of 121 amino acids. The record is from RefSeq and is a predicted model, not a curated record. The transcript has 3 exons. NCBI's taxonomy places the organism in Eukaryota, Metazoa, Arthropoda, Insecta, Diptera, Drosophilidae.